Messenger RNA from Bolinopsis microptera, 1827 nucleotides. RefSeq names its product pleckstrin homology domain-containing family G member 7-like. The transcript is spliced from 9 exons. The record is from RefSeq and is a predicted model, not a curated record. Gene Ontology annotation, biological process: Rho protein signal transduction. The coding region runs from base 49 to 1299 and encodes 416 amino acids. Gene Ontology annotation, molecular function: guanyl-nucleotide exchange factor activity. NCBI's taxonomy places the organism in Eukaryota, Metazoa, Ctenophora, Tentaculata, Lobata, Bolinopsidae.
AAUUUACAGGUGUUUCAAGGAACACUGAAGAUAGCAAAAGAUAACGGAAUGUUAUGCGACAUAGACGAGAGUCUGCUAUUUCCCAAUGUCAACAAGUUAUACAAGGUUAGCAAUGCUUUCUCUCUGGACCUCUACAAAAUGUUCAAAGAAGGAAACGCUAGUGAUGAGGCUGUAGUUGAGGCAUUGCAAGAGUUCUCCAAGAAGUUUCAUCACCCUUACCAGCGGUACUGCUUAAACUACACUAGAGCUGUUAAAUACCUUAAAACUCUCAAAAAGGAAAGAAGCGAUUUUAGGGAGUAUGAAAAGUUAUGCUUGGAGGAUUCAAGAUGCAAGAAGCGUCAACUCUCGGACCUGCUUAUCUGCCCGAUGCAGCAUCUUAUGAGAUACGUCAUACUCCUGCAGGAUAUACAGAAACAUGUGCCUGAAGAUGGCCGGGACGAUUUGCGUGAAACUAUUGAAGCUAUUCAGGAAUCCUUACGCUCGUUGGAGUCGAAGCUGGCAACGCUUCAAAACUUCCAGAGACUUCAGGAAUUGGACAACAUCCUUAUUUGGCCUAAAAUUGAUACUAUCGACAAAUCGAUAGUUAUACCUGAGGAACUAAAGGAGAUAAUAUCAGAGGAUCAGUCGACACUCUGUUCAGAUGGGAGACAUAUCCUACACGCUGGUGCUUUACUGUUACUCGAGAACCCGAAAUCUUCUGAGACGUAUUGCUUUCUGUUUAACGAUAUGCUACUCAUAGCCAGAACUAAUUCAACUAUGCGAAAACGGUAUAACAGCAAAUUAGAACAGCUGGUAUCACCAUCAAGUUCAUCUGACGCAUUCGACACGAGCGGAGGAUUGUACGAUCCCGACCAGAGGUAUAUCGUGUAUAAACAACCUAUAGCACUGGACGAGACCAGAGUUCACGAUAUCACCACUUCUCCCGGUGGAUGUAGGCACUGUUUCGCAGUAACUACUUAUAACCGAUUAAAAUGUUGCACUGGACUUUAUACUUUUAACGCCGUUUCUGCCGACAACAAGCGACAAUGGAUCGAGAAACUCCGGAAAACGUCUGAAGAUUUCCGCACGAGUAACCCAGCGACCCCCAUAAACCGGCGCCCUCGAGUAGACAGUAUGCACAUAAAUAACGGCGACAGUAUCAGCCUUAACUCGGGUAACAGUAGUUUUAACGAGAACCCUGACACUCCCACCGGCCUGCCAGGCUCAAACAAGAAACCUGCUCAUUCUCAGUCCUUUAAAUCAAACAACUCAGUUUCAGUCCUGCAGAAGAUUCCUAAGCGUUGCCGGUCGGCCUCAUGAAGAUUCAGAGCGAUGUUGUUUAUAGCCUAGCUGAACUAGGUAUUUGGUAUAAUUUCACAAGAGAGAGAGAGAGGUCGCUGAUAGACUCAGAGCCUUUUGGUGCGGUGUCAGAAUUUGUAUUUUUGUACGACAAUCAUCAACGACCAUGAUCAAUGGCGUCAACAUCAUCAUCUCCUUUUACUUUUUUUACUAAACUAUAUUACUUUCACCUCGAUGAGCUUUUAUCUGAUGUUCUUUUAUAUUCAUGUUCAGUGUUCCCUGCAAAGGAUCGGGAUGACUCUUAUACCCCUGGCAAUUUACCUGUCCUCCACUGAUAAACUGAAACAUUAGUUCGCAAUCAACAAUUGAAAAUCAACGUUCGUUGGUAUAGCAGAUUUUAUUGAAUUUCUACUUUUGAACCAAGCUGGUUUUUUGAAAUGCUGGUUAAUUAUGUUUUCAUUUUGGAACUGUUAAUCGGAUUCAGUCAGAUCUUAACCAAAAUAAAUCAUAUUUUACAAAUCUAGGUACUCAACAUGACUUUAUAAAAUU